GUCCUAGUCCCCUUGGGUCUGUUUUAACGCUCUCUUGAAGCCAUAUUUCCAUCAUGAAUCCAUGUCUGAGUCUAUCUUCUUGCUGGCUCUGGUGACAGAACGUGACUCUCCAUCACUUUCCAGGCAGAGAAGAAAUGAUGGAUCAUUACUCCCUCAUCAUGCACCAGCACAUAGAUGACACAGUCUGGUGUCCAAGCAAUAUAGAAGAGCAAAAUAUAACACAUAUCUCAGAAUUCCACCUCAUGGGACUCUCAGAUGAUCUACAGCUUCAGCCCAUACUCUUUGGACUGUUCCUUUUCAUGUACUUGGUCACAAUUCUUGGGAACCUGCUCAUCAUCCUGACAGUCAGCUUUGAUUCUCACCUCCACAGUCCAAUGUACUUUUUCCUCUCUAACUUAUCCUUGGCUGACAUAAGUUUCACUUCCACCACACUACCAAAAAUGAUAGUGGACAUUCAGACUAACAACAGAGCCAUUUCCUAUUCAGGAUGCCUGACUCAGAUGUCCUUUUUUAUGCUUUUCGGGUGUUUGGAUAGUCUGCUUCUAACAGCCAUGGCUUAUGAUAGGUUUGUGGCCAUCUGCCAUCCUCUGCACUACCAGGUCAUUAUGAACCCUCGUCUUUGUGGCUUGUUGGUUUUUCUAUCUAUUCUAAUAAGCCUUUUGGUUUCUCAGCUGCAUAAUUCAGUGGUAUUACAACUUACCUAUUUCAAGAGUGUGGACAUUUCCCAUUUCUUCUGUGAUCCAUCUCAACUUCUUAACCUUGCCUGUUCUGAUACCUUUACCAAUAACAUAGUCAUGUAUUUUGUUGGUGCCAUCUCUGGUUUUCUCCCUAUUUCAGGGAUUUUUUUCUCUUACUAUAAAAUUGUUUCCUCCAUUCUUAGAAUGCCAUCACCUGGUGGGAAAUAUAAAGCCUUCUCUACUUGUGGCUCUCACCUGUCAGUUGUUUGCUUAUUUUAUGGAACUGGCCUUGGUGUAUACCUCAGUUCAGCUGUCUCCUUGUCUCCCAGGAAGGGUGCAGUAGCAUCGAUAGUGUACACUGUGGUCACCCCUAUGCUCAACCCCUUUAUCUACAGCUUAAGAAACCGGGACAUCAAGAGCGCCAUGUGGCGGCUCCUCAGAAAAACAGUCUAAUUUCAGGACCUCUGCAUUUAUUCUGUAUCCUUUGUAUAUUUUACUCACAAAAUUCUUAAUUAUUGUAAUACCUGUGGAAUCUUCAUCUGUCUAAUACUGCAUUAAUAACUACAUAAUUGAAAACACCAGGCAACUUUCUUCUUAUAUAUUCAGAAGAGGAAGGAAGUAAAGUCCACCUCAUGGGACUCUCAGAGGAUUCAUAGCUUCAUCUCUUACUAUUUAGACCAUUCCUGUUUACGUACCUGGUCACAAUGCUUGAAAGCCUCAUCAUCCUGGACUUCCUUUCCUCUUCCUUUCCCCCUUUCAUAUUAUAAGAAAAUUCUAUAGCAAGCUUCUUAUCACAUUUAGUGGGUAUAGGUCUACACUGAAAACUAAAGAAUAUGUACUUAGUAAAAGGGAACAUCAUUCUGGGUGAAAUAUAUAUGAUAUAUACAAAUUUCUUUCAUAGAAACAAAAUGACACUUCCUUACCUUUCUUUAUGUGUUUUUUAGAAAUGCUCUACAAGUGUUCGCUUUAGUUUUUUGGUGUGUGGUCCUAGAAAAGUUGACCAUGUUAUGGUGGGUGACUCCAUUUCCAGGCACGUAUAGGCAGUGCUAUUGGUCUCAUUUAAAAAAGAAUACAAGAAAUGGGGAGAGAUUGGGAGAUUAUCUGGGAGGAGUUGAAUGGGGCAUUCAGGGUGAAUGUGACCAAAAAUACACUGAAUGCAGUUAUGAAAUUCUCAAGGAAAAAAAUAAAAACAUAUAUAAUGAAUUUUAUUUUAUUUAGGUUGUCUUUGAGGAUGUAGGUUAUUGGUACUCAUGCCUGUAUCUAUGAAGUUGCUCAGGCCUUUAUAAAAAUUACUGAUGCUUGUGGAACUUUUGCAAAGGACCUGAUUUAUAGCACUCAUAUUGUGACUUAUACCCAUUUGCAACUCCAGGUCUAUUGGACACUGUGAUAUCUUCUUGCCUCUGUGGGCACUGCAUUCAUUGGUACACUUAUAUACAUUGAAGCAACAUUCAUAUACAUAAAGUAAAAAUAUACAAAAAAAUUAAAGUACAGAUGCCUAUGUUUUCUAUUCAGAAAUUCUGAUUUGCUGCAGUGGUGUGUGUCUGAACACAAAAUUUUGAAGUCACCUAACAUUUUUAAAUGAAAAAUAUGCUAACAUAUUUUUAGUAGAUUCCUUGCAUGAAAUGAAAAAUUUAUUCUGGUUUCAGGAUUUUCUUUGACACUGACACUACUAAUUGUGAGCUUAGAUUUACCAUUGUUGGACUUCUUAGAGUUUUAAAAAUAAUGUGGCUAGUACAUUUUCAAAAUUGUGAAGUUUAUAUUUUAGUUUUAAAAACUGUCUCUAUGCCCAUUCUGGAAUUCCCCUAAUGUAAACAUGUCAGUUUUAUGAUACCACGUAAGUACAUUAGUAAAUCUCUUGUUUAUUUUUCUUCAUUCUUUCUUAUUUGCUUUUGUAAUUAAAUGCUUUUAAAUAAUCUGUACUUAAGAUCAUUGAGUGUUCUUUCUGCUUAGAAAAUCAAUCAUGAACACCAUACUGACAAUUUCAGUUGAGUUAUAAUGUUCCUCAUCUUUAGAAGUGUUGUAUUCUAAUAACUUAUAUGUGGUAUACAAUUCUCAUUUUGAUUGUGAAUCAUUUUCCUAACCUUUUGUCUUUGUGGAACUCAUAUUUAUUAACCACCCUUCACAUGUUUCAAUUUGAUGUUGCAUAAAUCAU
Rattus norvegicus (Norway rat) is the source of this 2829-nucleotide messenger RNA. RefSeq names its product olfactory receptor, family 7, subfamily E, member 178 (gene Or7e178). The coding region runs from base 135 to 1130 and encodes 331 amino acids. Gene Ontology annotation, cellular component: plasma membrane; membrane. Gene Ontology annotation, biological process: G protein-coupled receptor signaling pathway; detection of chemical stimulus involved in sensory perception of smell; signal transduction. The transcript is spliced from 2 exons. Gene Ontology annotation, molecular function: olfactory receptor activity; G protein-coupled receptor activity. The record is from RefSeq and is marked validated. Lineage: Eukaryota; Metazoa; Chordata; Mammalia; Rodentia; Muridae.